AUGAAGGCUUGGCACCUUCUGACCGGUAUUAUCGCUAUGUAUGCUCGGCGCCCGAAUGCACAACUAGACUCGGCUCUUAUUCAGCGCAAAUUGACAGAUAAUCCUCUUAUUGCAAUUCCCACAGUCGGACCAUCGAAUCUCUACUAUUAUGAACAAGGAUUCAAAUUGCGAGUACCAAGCAUGACUGAUAUUAGAUCUAUGCUUCGAAGCGAGCUCGCGUUGCGAGGAUCAGCUGCGCAGACUGGAAGCACUGGGAGGGUUACAAAGAAGCGCAAGAUAGAAGGACCUGAUACUAUUCGCCCUGCGCACAAGAAGUUGCGGCCUACGACACCUGCCUAUAACGAUGUUUCGGAAAUGGACGAUAAUCAGCAAAUUGAAUCAGCGAACACAAAUCAAGGGAUACCAGAGGAAGACGAAGAAGACAUCGCGCAAAGUGAGGAAGCAGGGCCUCAUCUUCCCGAAGACGAGCUUUCACAACAGCGCGCAGUCAGCCCUAAUCAACAAAACAAUACGAUAAAAAGCAGCAUGGCAGAAGUAUCUGCAUCCAAUCAAAGUAUUGACGAAAACGAAUGGGCAGCUUUCGAGCGAGAGGUUGUCGCACCCACGCGCACUAUCCCUGCAGCCGCAGUAUCAUCAGUGGCCACGAUCUCAGCUGCCCCAGUAACCGCCGAAGAGCUUGCUGCUCAACAACAGAAACAAAAGGAAGAACAAGCCAAAGCACAUGAAGAAGACAUUGAAGGAGAAAAGGAAGACGCCGCCAGACAUCUAGAAGAAGAGUUUGAGGAGAUGGAACAACUAGAGGAGCGGGUUAAGAGGUUAAAGGCGAAAAGAGAAGAAUUAAGAGCCCGAAACAUGGUGGACAGUAAUGAUACGACAAUUGAUGAUCACGAAAAUACGCUGCAGGACGGCGAAGGGAGUGAAGACGACGAUGAGGGUGAUGAUGAUUGGGACGACUGGAGAUUUCGGUAGUAAUGUUGCAUGUCUACGAAAUUCAAGUGCAAAGUUCAGAUGAUACCUCCGCAAUUGCCAGCAUUUGGUCUACUACACUUCUAUAGGUAAUGACUUAAUUGAAGCUCA
Talaromyces stipitatus ATCC 10500 is the source of this 1077-nucleotide messenger RNA. RefSeq lists its product as uncharacterized. NCBI's taxonomy places the organism in Eukaryota, Fungi, Ascomycota, Eurotiomycetes, Eurotiales, Trichocomaceae. Bases 1 to 969 code for a protein of 322 amino acids. The transcript is spliced from 2 exons. The record is from RefSeq and is a predicted model, not a curated record.